AUGCUGAAUCGUCGUGUGCUUGCUGAAUGUCGGCGUCCUAUUCGUAGUUCUCGCUGGAAUGCUGACGCUCACUUGAGAGCUCAUGAACGCUCUCUACCUGUUGAUCAGGAUGCCAUUCUUCGAGUUGAUACCUGCCAACUAGCUGCCAAUAGCCCUAUAGAGGAUUUUUACUCAGCUGCAAACGCUUGUCAUCAAAUGCGUUUUUAUUUGAUGUCUUCGAUGGACAUGGUGGCCAUUCAUGCAGUAGACACCUGUCUAUCUCGUUGUUUUCGUAUAUAUGUAAAACUUCUUCCACCUGAUGGUCGUCUCCAAUGGCUCAGUAGCGCAGACACCCAUUUGCCAAAUCUGUUUAUCGAAUCUGAGAAAGAUCAAAUAAUCGACUAUUACAAAUCUUUUAUUGAGCGCAAGGAUCUCCAUACAGUCCGUGAUGCCCUCAAACUCGCCUUUGAAAUGUGUGAUGAGAACUUAUGUAAAGCAGCUUCACCUGAUAAUCGCGGUCAGAUUGAUAGGUUGUCGGUGGCUACGGCCGCUGCGGGUUCUUGUGCGACACUUGCUCAUGUACGAAAAGGUAACCUUCAGGUAGCUAACGUAGGAGACGGCGCUGCUGUCUUAGGCGUUGUAAACUCAAGAUCAUAG
Molecule: messenger RNA, 636 nt
Organism: Cylicocyclus nassatus
Lineage: Eukaryota; Metazoa; Nematoda; Chromadorea; Rhabditida; Strongylidae
Source: the annotation of a GenBank genome assembly